AGCGGCUCCGCAGCGUGCCACCCUUCGGAGCAAAGCCCAGCGUUCCUCCGCAGCGCCGCAGCAGCCUCGCCGACACCAUGGUGCAGUGGACAGCCGAGGAGAAGCAGCUCAUCACCGGCCUCUGGGGCAAGGUCAACGUCGCCGAGUGCGGCGCCGAGGCCCUGGCCAGGCUGCUGAUCGUCUACCCCUGGACCCAGAGGUUCUUCGCCUCCUUCGGGAACCUGUCCAGCCCCACUGCCAUCCUUGGCAACCCCAAGGUGCAAGCCCACGGCAAGAAGGUGCUCACCUCCUUCGGGGAUGCCGUCAAGAACCUGGACAGCAUCAAGAACACCUUUUCCCAGCUGUCCGAGCUGCACUGUGACAAGCUGCACGUGGACCCCGAGAACUUCAGGCUCCUGGGUGACAUCCUGAUCAUCGUCCUGGCCGCCCACUUCGGCAAGGACUUCUCCCCCGACUGCCAGGCCGCCUGGCAGAAGCUGGUGCGCGUGGUGGCCCACGCCCUGGCCCGCAAGUACCACUAGAGAGCCGCGGGGCCGCCCGCACGGCCAGCGCCUCUGACAGCCAAAUAAAGCUCAUCCUGUGAA
Prinia subflava (tawny-flanked prinia) is the source of this 584-nucleotide messenger RNA. RefSeq names its product hemoglobin subunit beta. Gene Ontology annotation, cellular component: haptoglobin-hemoglobin complex; blood microparticle; hemoglobin complex. Lineage: Eukaryota; Metazoa; Chordata; Aves; Passeriformes; Cisticolidae. Gene Ontology annotation, molecular function: organic acid binding; oxygen carrier activity; oxygen binding. The record is from RefSeq and is a predicted model, not a curated record. Gene Ontology annotation, biological process: hydrogen peroxide catabolic process; oxygen transport. The transcript has 3 exons. Bases 78 to 521 code for a protein of 147 amino acids.